This is a messenger RNA of Rhizophagus irregularis DAOM 181602=DAOM 197198, 2205 nucleotides long. The record is from RefSeq and is a predicted model, not a curated record. NCBI's taxonomy places the organism in Eukaryota, Fungi, Glomeromycota, Glomeromycetes, Glomerales, Glomeraceae.
AUGUCAAGCACUAUUCCACUCAUAACUACAUCAGAAUUUUCCUGUUCCGCUUGUCAAAAAAUAUUCAAGAAGCAAAGCGGACUUUCACUGCAUUUGACUAUUGUGAAAAAAUAUAACAUUCCGCGAAAUAAUUUAGAUAAUUUGUCAGAAACAAAUAAUAAGAAUUUUAAAAAUAUCCUGGUUUAUUUAAUUCAUUGCAAACUUCCAAAUGGGUUUAAAAAGGGAGGUCGCCAAUUAGUAUCUUUUGCUUGUACUGAGCAUCAGUUUUUUGAUAUUUUCAAAGGAUAUAUUCACCAUCGUAGCAAUAAAAAUAUUUACAAAUGUAUUUUCCGAGGCACUAUUGGAUAUCAAACAUUAAGUGAAAUCUUGAAUAAUCUAUUAUGGGGUCGAAGAUUUUAUGAUGAUCUGCCUCAACAUUUAAAAAAUAAUCCAUUAGCUAUUGUGCUGAAGAUUAAAGCUAAAAAGGAUGCAAAAGAAAAUUAUUGUGAAGCGGUGGAAAAUUUAUUAAAAUUUUUUAUCACACAAUCUUUCAUUUCCUCAUAUAAACUUAUGCCUAAACAUAAAGAAUACACAGUUACAUUAAUUUCUUCAGGCCUAAUAGUGGACGCUCUACAUUAUGGGCUUUUUUGUCAUAAUUGGUGGAUUUCUAGACCUUCUGAAAAACGCGAAAAUCCAAUAUUUCUUCACCCUAUUAGAUUACAUAUGAACUCUACAUUACUAAAGGAUUUACCAUUUCGUGCUUUCCUAUUUCCUUUAGGAAAAUUAAAUAUAUGUGUAUUUGGAAUUGGAAAAUCUAAUAAUAAUGAAUUGAAUUUUGCUGGAACGGGAUAUAAGACUUCUUUUAUAUACACAUAUCGAAAAAAAAGAUGUGUCUUUGUCCAGGAAUUAGAGGAUGAUUAUUGUCAGGUCACGAUAUACUUAGGAAAUAAAAUAUGUAAUAUUUAUGUUGAUAAUAAUCCAGAAUUGGUAUGGAAAGAAGUUGCAAUUUUACAACAAUAUGAAGGAAAAGAAUUGUUUGGGCUGGAAAAUAACAAAAUACAACAAUUGGUUUUGUCAACACCUAGUUGUACAUUAGAAAAAUGGAAUGAUGAUGACGUGAUGAGAAAACUGCAAACACAAUUUAAAAAAUUAUAUCCAUUUAAUCACAAUAUCAAUGAUCGAGAGUUACGUGCAUGGAAAUCAAUGUUGAAAAAUGUGGGAUGUACAAAAAUUACUCCCUUUACUAAGAAACAAUCAGAAUGUGAGUUUUGGUCUAGAUCUUCCGUUCCAACUGCAGUAAAUAUUAACAAAAAUGGGUAUGAUGGAAAAACUCAUAUUUUAUCUAUCAUUGCUAAAAAAUUUCCUUACGAGGAAAUUAAAAGUAAUUUGAAUGUAUCAAAUGAUGCAAUUCUUUAUGCACGAAAUCAUGCUCUCAUACAUGGUUCUGGUUGUCAAUUUUGGAAUAAACCUGUAAUAACACGUGAAAAAUUAUCAAUUGAGAUGCAAGAACAAUUACAGGCUUUUUUAAUGGAUAAAGCACAUGUCGUAAUGAGUUCAUAUAAAACAGAUGCAGCAACUAAUGAACCUGUGCAUUAUCUUAAGCAAACAAAAACAGCACUUUGGAAAAAAUAUCAUGAACAAUAUCCAGAUGGAAUUCAACGAACAACAUUUUUUACCAAGCUGGAAGGAAAUAAAUAUAUUUAUCGUGAAAAUUUGGGUGGUUUGUGUUUAACCUGUCAAAAAUAUGGAUAUGAAAUUUUUUCAGAUCUUAUUGAAUACAUUAACAAGUAUAUUACACAAUCUUAUAUACAGACUUCCCGUUUACUUUAUGCUUUUAACCAAUGCACAGAAUCUCACACAUUAACAUGUAAUGAAUGUCAAGAAUUCUUCAACUUUUUCGCUGAUAUUAAAACUCAUAGUAAUGAAACAAAUUAUAAUGAUCUUCUUGAUAUGAAGGAACAUUUGUUAUAUUAUCUUGCACAUCAAACAAGAAAAGUUUAUUUGAACACCCAAUUUAAUGCCAAUUUGUUAGCAUUAGAUGAAAAGACUGCUCUUUUUCUAGUUGAUUACAAGAUGAAAAUUUUGCCAAAGACUGCUCGAGAAACAAAAAGUGAUUGGUUUGGCAAAAAGGGUUGGUCAUUGCACUCUAUUUUAGUAUAUACAACAAUACCCACUUCAACCAAACUUCAAGUACAAGCAUUUGACCAUUGGUCUCCAGAUACCUGA